Pieris brassicae (large cabbage white) is the source of this 1933-nucleotide messenger RNA. RefSeq lists its product as uncharacterized. The coding region runs from base 151 to 1011 and encodes 286 amino acids. The transcript is spliced from 5 exons. The record is from RefSeq and is a predicted model, not a curated record. Lineage: Eukaryota; Metazoa; Arthropoda; Insecta; Lepidoptera; Pieridae. Gene Ontology annotation, biological process: positive regulation of fibroblast growth factor receptor signaling pathway; positive regulation of epidermal growth factor receptor signaling pathway; signal transduction.
CGUCGUGCGCGAUAGUUGUGUCGCGCCGUUUGUCGUAUCGUGCGCCUGAUUACGUGCGUGUUUCUGUGACAUGUGCUCUGUUGAUUGAGUGACGCCCUGGAGGGCUGAUUUGUGCUUAUUGUAUUCGGAAUUCUUUUAUUUGGUGACGGCAUGCUGAAGCACGUAGCGGUCUCACCGCAUCGCGCGCGCGCAGACUCCGUCAGUCUCUCAUCGUCCGCGUCCUGCUGCAGCCUCGGCAGCCUUGAUCAUCGCCACGACUCCGUCGGGGACUUGUCUAAUCGCACGACCACAAUCAAAGUCUACGCGCGUUGUCUUCGCCCAGACAUCGAGUAUAAGACACUUUCUGUCACCUGGGGUACCACAGCCAAGGAAGUGGUCUCGACGCUGCUGGGGAAAUUCCGCAUGAGGCACAGAGACCCUCGGCUGUUUUACCUCAGCAUGGAAGUCAGGGUACGAGCUGCUGGUCUUCGAACCACCCUGGUGCUCGAUGAUGAUGCAAGACCGGCAGCGCUACAGGCCUGUCAUCCUAAAGGAUACUCCAAAUUUUCUCUUCAAAUGCGUCCUGGUGGCUUGGUGAAGAUCUACGACUCCGCUCUCAUGUCCUCAUCACAGUAUAAGUGCCUGCUUACAAGUGAGAGGACCACUGCUGACGAGCUCCUGGCUAUCCUCUUGCAUUGCUAUGACUCAACGGAAGGCGUUGAGAGGUUCUCAUUGUAUGAGGUUUGCCCAGCACAAGAGUACGAGAGGAAACUACACCCAGAUGACCUUCCACUUCUGGUCCAACGCGCGUGGCCUUCAGACAGUGACUGCCACUUCAGGGUCCGAAGGAAUCCUCGAGCGCCCCCUUUGCCCCCACGGACUAUCCCCCUCCCGGAACCAGAAGAACCUUCUAGAGCAUUAUCAGCUCUAUCCCUCGAGUCGGACAGCGAUAACCGAAGGUACAGCCCAGUAUACAAGUUUCCAAGUAUAAGUUAUUGUAGGGAGACAAAAAAUGAUUAUUUGUAUAUAUGACAACGCGACGUAAAUAUGUACAUAUGGAAAGAACCAAAGAUGGAUGUUGUAGGAAAUUCAAAUAGUUAUUUGUAAAAAAUAAAUCGGCAAAAUAAAGUUUAAAGAAAGUAUUCUUAUUCCACACAGUAAACAUUUAGCCGGAGACGAACGAGUACUUAAGAGCGCAACUAAACUGGUUUACUUUUUAUAAGGAAGUAAUUGUAAGGCUUGUAACAAAAGAUCUGUCUUUUAGAGUGCUACAGGAAUUGCACAAUGGCUUAAUCAAAUUUUCAUUAGCAAAUACAAUAAUCAACUGAUUCAUGUUUUAAACAAACCCGAUAUAACUUUUCAGUUAAUUAAUGUUUUCCUUUAAUUGUUAUGUAAUAUUCGUAAUAAUUAAAUUAAAAUGAUGUAAUCUUAUAUUUGAAAUUGGCAUUAUCAAUCAUUCAAUUAAUUUUGAUACCAAUGUAAAGAUGAUAUUAAAUUCAUGUUGACCACGUACUAUUGCGCAGACGCAUUACGCAUAUUUGAAUAGAAGUAUAGAUACCGGCAAACAUCUUGAACAAAUGUCCUUGCCUGCGCAGACGUGUCGAUCGCGUUGACAUUGACAUUGACGUGUCCCGCGCUGUGUACGAUGCGCAAACUUUCCCCCGCUCCCUUGUUUAUUGCUCAAAAAGUUUGCCGGUAACUGUAAUAAUGAUUAUUUCGUAUACUUUAUAACCUAAAAUUAACUUUUAAUCUGUAAAAACAUUUCGUUAGACGGAAAGAAGUAAAAUAGUAUUGUACUGACAUCUUAGAAUUGGUGUAAAUUGUAAAUAAAAUUAAUAUAAUGUAGCUAGUAGACACCAAAGAGGCGAGAUGUAUAUUGUUAUGUGAUGUUUUAUUUAUUUUUGGACUAUGUCCACUGAAUUUAACGAUGUAAUAAAUAUGAAUAUGUUUUAAA